This is a messenger RNA of Nyctereutes procyonoides (raccoon dog), 3766 nucleotides long. It is a transcript of the gene BAG6, whose product is annotated as BAG cochaperone 6. The record is from RefSeq and is a predicted model, not a curated record. Lineage: Eukaryota; Metazoa; Chordata; Mammalia; Carnivora; Canidae. Gene Ontology annotation, cellular component: BAT3 complex. Gene Ontology annotation, molecular function: misfolded protein binding; polyubiquitin modification-dependent protein binding.
ACUGUUUGGGGCCGCGAACUUCCUCAUCGUUCCCAACAAAAGUAAAACUUCGGGACCUGGGGGGAGCCGGAAGUACCGCCUUGCGAUCCCCAAAUACUAUCGGGGAAACGGAAGUGACCAUCGGUGGCAAGUUGGGGGAGACCGGAAGUGACGAGAUCUAUCUGCGAUGGAGCCCACUGAUAGUACCAGUACCACUUCCAGUAUGGAGGAGCCUGACAGCCUGGAGGUGCUGGUGAAGACCUUGGACUCUCAGACUCGGACAUUUAUUGUGGGGGCCCAGAUGAAUGUAAAGGAGUUUAAAGAGCACAUUGCUGCCUCUGUUAGUAUUCCCUCUGAGAAACAACGGCUCAUUUAUCAGGGACGAGUUCUGCAGGAUGAUAAGAAGCUCCAGGAAUACAAUGUUGGGGGAAAGGUUAUUCACCUGGUGGAACGGGCUCCUCCUCAGACUCCGCUCCCUUCUGGGGCAUCUUCUGGGAUAGGAUCUGCCUCAGCCACUCAUGGUGGAGGACCCCCGCCUGGUACUCGGGGGUCUGGGGCCUCUGUUCAUGACCGGAAUGCCAACAGCUAUGUCAUGGUUGGAACCUUUAACCUUCCUAGUGACGGCUCUGCUGUGGAUGUUCACAUCAACAUGGAACAGGCCCCGAUUCAGGUAUCACGGGCCUGGGAGGCCCGAGUACGGCUGGUGAUGGCUCAACACAUGAUCAGGGAUAUACAAACCUUACUAUCCCGGAUGGAGUGUCGAGGGGCACCCCAAGCACAGCAUAGUCAGCCGCCCCCCCAGACGCCAGCUGUGGCCCCGGAGCCAGUAGCCUUGAGCUCUCAAACAUCAGAAGCAGUUGAGAGUGAAGUGCCUCCUCGGGAGCCUAUGGAGGCAGAAGAAGUGGAGGAGCGUGCCUCAGCCCAGAGCCCGGAACUCACCCCUUCUGGCCCAGCCCCAGUGGGCCCAACACCUGCCCCAGAGACAAAUGCACCCAACCAUCCUUCCCCUGCGGAGUAUGUCGAAGUGCUUCAGGAGCUACAGCGGCUUGAGAGCCGCCUUCAGCCCUUCUUGCAGCGCUACUACGAGGUUCUGGGUACUGCUGCCACCACGGACUACAACAAUAACCAAGAGGGCCGGGAAGAGGACCAGCGCUUGAUCAACUUGGUGGGGGAGAGUCUGCGGCUGCUGGGUAACACUUUCGUGGCGCUGUCUGACCUGCGCUGCAAUCUGGCCUGUGCGCCCCCACGACACCUGCAUGUGGUCCGGCCCAUGUCUCACUACACUACCCCCAUGGUGCUUCAGCAAGCAGCCAUUCCCAUCCAGAUCAAUGUGGGAACCACUGUGACCAUGACGGGGAAUGGGACUCGGCCCCCCCCAACUGCCAAUGCGGAGGCAGCUCCCCCUGGUCCUGGGCAGGCCUCGUCCCUGGCUCCCACUUCUACCACUGUCGAGUCUUCAACCGAGGGGGCUCCCCCGCCAGGGCCAGCCCCCCCAACCACCAGUCACCCGAGGGUCAUCCGAAUUUCCCACCAGAGCGUGGAACCCGUGGUCAUGAUGCACAUGAAUAUCCAAGAUUCUGGCACACAGCCUGGUGGAGUUCCGAGUGCUCCCACUGGCCCCCUAGGACCCCCUGGUCAUGGCCAGACCCUGGGCUCCACCCUCAUCCAGCUGCCCUCCCUGCCCCCUGAGUUCAUGCACGCCGUCGCCCACCAGAUCACUCAUCAGGCCAUGGUGGCAGCUGUUGCCUCCGCGGCCGCAGGACAGCAGGUGCCAGGCUUCCCCACGGCUCCGACCCGGGUGGUGAUUGCCCGGCCCACCCCUCCACAGGCUCGGCCUUCCCAUCCUGGGGGGCCCCCCGUCUCGGGUACUCUACAGGGUGCCGGGCUAGGUACCAAUGCUUCUCUGGCCCAGAUGGUGAGCGGCCUUGUGGGGCAGCUUCUGAUGCAGCCUGUUCUGGUGGCUCAGGGGACCCCAGGAAUGGCUCCACCUCCAGCCCCUGCCACUGCUUCAGCUAGUGCCGGCACUACCAACACCGCUACCACAGCUGGCCCUGCUCCCGGGGGGCCUGCCCAGCCUCCUCCCCCUCAGCCCUCGGCCGCCGACCUGCAGUUCUCUCAGCUCCUGGGGAACUUGCUGGGGCCAGCAGGGCCUGGGGCUGGCGGGCCUGGCAUGGCUUCUCCCACCAUCACCGUGGCCAUGCCCGGCGUCCCCGCCUUUCUACAGGGCAUGACUGACUUUCUGCAGGCAGCACAGACAGCCCCUCCACCGCCGCCGCCGCCGCCCCCACCCCCAGCGCCAGAGCAGCAGACUGUGCCCCCACCAGGGUCCCCUUCUGGUGGCACAGGGAGUCCUGGAGGCCUGGGUCUUGAGAGCCUUUCACCGGAGUUUUUUACAUCCGUGGUGCAGGGUGUGCUGAACUCCCUGCUGGGCUCCCUAGGGGCGCGGGCCGGCAGCAGUGAGAGCAUCGCUGCUUUCAUCCAGCGCCUCAGCGGAUCCAGUAACAUCUUCGAGCCUGGGGCAGAUGGGGCCCUUGGAUUCUUCGGGGCCCUGCUUUCUCUUUUGUGCCAGAACUUUUCCAUGGUGGACGUGGUGAUGCUUCUUCACGGCCAUUUCCAGCCACUGCAGCGGCUCCAGCCCCAGCUGCGGUCCUUUUUCCACCAGCACUACCUGGGUGGCCAAGAGCCCACACCCGGUAACAUACGGACGGCGACCCACACAUUGAUCACGGGGCUGGAAGAAUACGUGCGGGAGAGUUUCUCUUUGGUGCAGGUUCAGCCUGGCGUGGACAUCAUCCGGACCAACCUGGAGUUUCUCCAGGAGCAGUUCAACAGCAUUGCUGCUCACGUGCUGCACUGCACAGACAGCGGAUUUGGGGCCCGUUUGUUGGAGUUGUGUAACCAGGGCCUGUUUGAGUGCCUGGCCCUCAACCUGCACUGCUUGGGGGGCCAGCAGAUGGAACUUGCUGCUGUCAUCAAUGGCCGGAUACGUCGCAUGUCUCGUGGGGUGAACCCAUCCCUGGUGAGCUGGCUGACUACUAUGAUGGGGCUGAGGCUUCAGGUGGUUCUAGAGCACAUGCCUGUGGGCCCCGAUGCCAUCCUCAGAUACGUCCGCAGGGUCGGCGACCCACCCCAGCCACUUCCUGAGGAGCCGAUGGAAGUUCAGGGAUCAGAGAGGACUUCCCCUGAGCCUCAGCGGGAGAAUGCCUCCCCGGCCCCAGGAACAACGGCCGAAGAGGCCAUGUCUCGAGGGCCCCCUCCUGCACCUGAGGGCGGCAGCAGCGGCUCUCAUGAAGAGCAGGAUGGAGCUGCAGCUGAGACUGAGCCUUGGGCAGCUGCCGUCCCCCCAGAGUGGGUCCCGAUUAUCCAGCAGGACAUUCAGAGCCAGCGGAAAGUGAAGCCGCAGCCCCCCUUGAGCGAUGCCUACCUCAGUGGUAUGCCUGCCAAGAGACGCAAGACGAUGCAGGGUGAGGGCCCCCAGCUGCUUCUCUCAGAGGCCGUGAGCCGGGCAGCUAAGGCAGCCGGAGCUCGGCCCCUGACGAGCCCCGAGAGCCUGAGCCGGGACCUGGAGGCACCAGAGGUUCAGGAGAGCUACAGGCAGCAGCUCCGGGCUGAUAUACAGAAGCGACUGCAGGAAGACCCCAACUACAGCCCCCAGCGCUUCCCUAAUGCCCACCGGGCCUUCACUGAUGAUCCCUAGCUGUUUGCUCUUUGGCUCUCCCUCAUCAGGGGACCAUUUCCCCCAUCUUCCUUCACAGUAUUUAAGGAAUAAAAGUCAGAUUUUCCUGGC